Rotaria sp. Silwood1 is the source of this 738-nucleotide messenger RNA. NCBI's taxonomy places the organism in Eukaryota, Metazoa, Rotifera, Eurotatoria, Philodinida, Philodinidae. The record is from the annotation of a GenBank genome assembly.
AUGAUUUUUAUUGCUGGUGGUAAUUUCCAAUAUCUUGAUGCGUCGGUACCAGUCUACGAAUCUGAACGACUUGUUAAUACAACGAAUGUCAUUAUUGCUCUUAUUCAAUAUCGUGUACUUGGUUUUCUUGCAACGGGAACGAAACCAAAUGAUAUAAAAAGCAAUUAUGAUCUUCUUAAUCAACGAUUGGCUAUUGCCUGGAUUAAAGCGAAUAUUGAUGCUUUCGGUGGAGAUUCUAAACAGAUAACACUAUUUGGUCAAAGUGCUGGAGCACAACCAGUGGCAUUGCAUCAUAUAACAAUGAAGAAUACAUCUUUUCCACUUAAACCACUUGUAAUUGGGACAUUGAAUGAAGAAGCAAUUUUUUACGUCUAUGAAGCAUGGGUAAAACCGAUCACAUUGUCGUUUUAUCUUGAAAUUAUACUUUUCACGUUUCGUGCAAAUGCAUUUAAAAUGAUGGAACGUUAUCCACCUAUUGAAGUUGACGAUCUACGGCCACUCGUAUGUCAAAUGGCUAUACAAUGGGUAUUAGCAUGUCCGACACGUAUUUAUGCUCGUCAAGCUGCUUCAUAUUCGUAUGUUUUUGGUUUUCCACUUGAUUUUGAUGGAUGGGAAAAUGAAACGUUUUGUGAUCAUCAUGUCUGUCAUGCUGAUGAACUACCUUAUACAUUUGAGUCCGUAUGGGUUAAUUUUGCAGAUGCUGGCAAACGUGUUGCAAUGAGUAUGGCUACUUAUUGA